AUGUGGUGGCGGGGAAGUGUAGGUCAGGCCGUGAGGCGAGUGUCUGGGCGUGCCUGCUACUCGACGCGGCCGCAGGUGCUGCUGAUGGAUGAGGUGCAGCUCGCCAAGAAGGAUCUGGAGCGUCUGAGCUCGCACGCGGAAGUACUGCGCAACCACACCCAGAGCCGCGACGAGCUGAUCCGGGCGUUUUCGCCGGGUGGUCCGUUUGCGCAAGUGCGCGGCAUGUAUCGACACUUUGGCGGAGCACGCUCGAUCCGUGUGUCGGGCCGCUUUGAUCAGGAGCUGGUGGACGCGCUCCCCGAGACACUCAAGUUUAUCGUGCACAAUGGUGCAGGCUACGACCAGCUGGAUGUGCCUGCGCUUACACGGCGGGGAGUCCAGGUGGCCAAUGUGCCCACGGUCGUGAAUGAAGCCACGGCUGAUACGGCCCUGUUCCUGCUGCUGGGUGCGCUGCGUCAGUUCCCCCGGGCUAUGGGCCACAUGCAGCAAGGCCACUUUCACCGGCAUUUUUCGUUCAUGGAAGCCAGUGAUCCCGAGGGACUGACGCUUGGCAUCGUCGGUGCGGGCGGGAUUGGACGCACGCUUGCACGCAAGGCGGCGCAUGCUCUUGGUAUGCACGUCGUGUACUACAACCGCCACCGCCUUAGUGAUGAGCUCGAGACCCAGGGCAUGCCUGAGGGCGCACGCAUGGAGUAUGCGCUCUCUCUCGACGCGCUACUGGGGCAGAGUGACGUUGUGAGUCUGCACUGUCCGCUGACGCCACAAACGCGCCACAUGAUCGGCGCCGCUCAGCUCGCACGUAUGCCGUCGCACGCCAUCCUCAUCAACACGGCGCGGGGUCCCAUCGUCGACGAGGCGGCUCUGGUGGACGCGCUUGACCGCGGCAUCAUUGCCGGCGCUGGACUGGACGUGUAUGAAAACGAGCCCGAAGUGCACCCAGGUCUGCUACGCCUCGCCACGAGCAAGGCAUUGUUGUUGCCACAUGUCGGCACGCUGUCUCUGCAGACCCAGACGGAUAUGGAGGCGUUGUGUCUACGGAAUCUGGAGCACGGCCUGAGUACCGGGCGCCUUUUGUUCACGGUCAAGGAGCAAGAGGGAUGGGAUAUGAGUGCAUAG
This is a messenger RNA of Malassezia restricta, 1116 nucleotides long. Its product is annotated as glyoxylate reductase. Lineage: Eukaryota; Fungi; Basidiomycota; Malasseziomycetes; Malasseziales; Malasseziaceae. The transcript has a single exon. Gene Ontology annotation, cellular component: cytosol. The record is from RefSeq and is a predicted model, not a curated record. Gene Ontology annotation, molecular function: NAD binding; hydroxypyruvate reductase [NAD(P)H] activity; glyoxylate reductase (NADPH) activity. The coding region runs from base 1 to 1116 and encodes 371 amino acids.